Molecule: messenger RNA, 1860 nt
Organism: Didymodactylos carnosus
Lineage: Eukaryota; Metazoa; Rotifera; Eurotatoria; Philodinida; Philodinidae
Source: the annotation of a GenBank genome assembly
AUGGGUUCUCAUCCAUCAAAAGAAAUAUCUAAAAAAGAUUCGUCAAUCAUUGUUAAAUAUGAUGAGAAAAAUUUAGAAGAUUUUGUUGUUGUUUGGCAUGACUCUAAAAUGUAUUCAACGCCAGAAUAUGCUGAAAUAGAAGCUCUUUUACAACCAUUUGUUCAUUAUAUUAAAACAUUUGAUAAAAUCGAUGAAUGUUUCACAUACAUCACUACUUAUUUAUCUGAAAAAAUAUUCUUAAUUUGUACUGCCGAGAUUGGUUUUCAUCUAGUACCACAGGUUAUGGAUCUUGAUCAAGUAAAAAUAAUCUAUUUAUAUCGUUCAUCAUCAUCACCAUCAUUAGCGUCAAACAGAUAUGAAGUAUGGAUAAAAAGAUAUAAAAAAAUUCGACAAAUAUUUAAUGAUAAACUACAGAUGAUCGAUACAUUUAAACAGGAUGUUAGACAUUAUAAAAAUGAUGAUGGCAUGCCAUUUAAAUUACUUAGUAAAAGUGUUACAGAAAAACAUUCAAUAUCUGAUCUUGAGAAGAAAGAUUUAAUGUUUCUAUUCUUUCAAGUAUUUAAUGAAAUGUUACUGGACACAUCACAUCGAAUGAUUGAUAAAAUAGAGGGUCUAAAUGAUUAUAAACAUUAUUAUACGAAUAAUGAAACGGAACAAAUACUAAUCAAAAAAUUUAAUCGUAAAUAUCAAUCGGAUGAAGCUCUACAAUGGUAUAUACAUGAUAAUUGUUUUCUUCAACGUAUUCUAACAAAAGCAUUUCGUUCAGAGAAUUUUGAUCAAAUUUUUAAACUACAAUAUUUUAUCACUGAUUUACAUCAGCAAUUACGUAACAUACAAGUACAUCAACAAAAAAUUGCUAUUGUAUAUCGACAACAAAGAAUGUCCAGUGAUGAAAUUCAAAAUUUACAAGACAAUGUUGGAGGUUAUAUCUCUAGCAAAUCAUUUUUUUUAACAAGUGAAGAGAAAAUGCAUGAACUCGUUCAAGAUGGUCUUGAAUCUGUCUUAAUUCAUAUUAUUCCUAAUCCAAAAUAUCACACUUUUGCUAAUAUUGAUAAAUAUCGUUCUUCUUCACAAGAAGAACAUCAAGUAAUGUUUACUGUUGGUAGCUUAUUUCGUAUUGAAUCUGUCGAAAAGUUGAAUGAUGUAUGGAUGGUAAAAUUACUCUUCAAUGACAGUGAUGAAAAAAAGAUGACAAAAUUAUUAAAUAAGUUCAAAAAACAAAUAGAUGAGAAACCAAAUCUUAUUAAAUUAGAUUGUGCUCAGCAUUUUCAUCUUGCGUUAAUUCAACUACCACCAUCGAAUGUUUUGGAUGUUGCUGAUUUACAGAACAAUUUGGGUUUAAUUUACAAAGAUCAAGGUGAAUAUAAAUUGGCUAAUCGUCAUUUAGCUAUCGCUGUGGAAAUGUAUUGUCGUACAGUUCAUCAUAAUCAUAUCGUUUUGGCACCGACAUACGAUAAUAUUGGAAAUGUUUAUCGUUGCACUGAAGACUAUAAACAAGCACUUAUAAAUCAAGAGAAGGCGCUGCAAAUACGUCUGAAAUCAUUACCAUCAAAUCAUAAUGAUAUCGUUAAAUCAUAUGGAAAUAUUGGUCUAACAUAUAAACAAAAAGGAGAUUUUCAAACAUCUUUGAAAUAUUAUCAAAAUGCAUUGCAAGUCUGUUUAAAAGCUUCAACACCGAAUCGUAAAAAUAUUGGCAGAUGUUAUCAUAAUAUUGGAUAUGUUUAUAUGGAUUUGAAAGAAUGGUCAUUUGCAUUAACGAAUUUAGAAAAAGCACUCAACUAUUAUCCUGAUAUACCAUCGAAUCAUGUGCGAAUCGAUGCGUGUAAAAAAUUAAUUGAGACUGUUAAAAAAUUAGUUUAG